CCAAGAACUAGAAGCACUGGUUGGGUUUAUAGAUCAUUAUUAUUAUUGUUGUUGUUCUAUUGGUAACUGCACUUGUAUCAUCCCCGAAGGUAUGAACAGACCUCAAUAAAUACCGGCUUACAGGAGACAAAAGAGGAUCCUAUCCUGAUAUUCUUUAUUCAUCAUUUUGGAACACGACACACGCAAAAGAUGAACAUCUUCAAUAGACUGACGCCUCGCUACAUCACCCUGAUUUUCAGCUUCAUGACUAUCCUUCUUUUGUUCACCCAAAACCCGAUCGAUAAUACUGUAGAUUCCUUUGAUGACUCGAUCUUUCAAGCUUCAUGCUCCUGUAAAUCUUGCGUCAUGGGUUUUAUGGACGAUGACUGGUUCAUUUAUCGAUACGACCCCAGCAUUACACCUCUGCUGAACAGAAAAAACAGCGUGUUACGACGAGACACCUACAGAUGGUGGAGGGGUCUACAGCCAUCAAUGUUCAGGAUCAACUACACAGAGGUGGUGGAUCAGAUGUUUUCUCUCUUCCCUGAUAAAGAGCACUACUCAGACGCCAGUCCAGAUCGCUGCAGAACCUGUGCUGUGGUGGGAAACUCUGCAAACCUUCUGGGAUCCCAUUAUGGGUCUCUAAUAGAUUUCCAUGAUGUUGUGAUUAGGAUAAAUAAAGGCCCGACAAAAGGUUAUGAGAGGGAUGUGGGGUCAAAGACAACUCACCGGAUUCUGUAUCCUGAAAGCGCCAUGGACUUGGACAACUCAACCCAUUUGGUGCUUUUUCCCUUUAAGAUUCGCGACAUGCAGUGGCUCAUAAGUACCUUCACCACUAGACACAUCACGCGCACCUACACACGAGUCAAACCUUCAAUCAAAGCAGAUGAGAACAAGGUGAUGGUCCUCCAUCCUGCUUUCAUAAAAUACGUCUAUGAAAAAUGGCUUCUGAAACAUGGCAGAUAUCCAUCUACUGGCUUCAUUACAAUAAUAUUUGCCAUGCAUAUCUGUGAUAAGGUGAAUGUCUUUGGGUUUGGGGCUUCAAGUACUGGAACCUGGCAUCAUUACUUUGACAGAACUCGCACUCACUAUAAAGGCGGCCCUCAUGGUGGAGACUUUGAAAACAAAACAAUCCAUCAACUUCAGCAGAGAAACAAGAUUUCAAUAUAUAAAGGUUAUAGAUAAGACCAGGAAUGGACAUUUUCGGUUAAAUAUAUUAAGUCAUUUUGUUAACAUGUUGAUAAAAUUAUAUCACUUUCUUGUAUCCAAGAGUUUAAUGUGUUAAGAAACCUUAUGAUUAUCACAAUGUUGCAACAUUCACACAGAUUUGUUUACGCAUUUAACAAAGAAACAAGAUUUCUAAAUAUAAAGGGAUAAAUAAGACUUCCAUUUAAUGAAGGAUCUCAAAAUGGUGUAUAAAACAAAACAAACCAAACCAAAACAGCUACAAAAUGAAUGUAAAAAUGAAAGACAAAUAAAUAUAUUUUAAUAUGAAUGUUAGCUAACUAUGGUAACAAUGUUUUAGGAGCUGUAGCAAAUGCUGUAUAUUGUGCUACUCAUAUUUAUAAUACUACAAACUGUAAACAUAUGGUAUGUACCUGGUGUUCUUGUACUAAAGUAGCCAACUAAUCUGUAAGACAUUUGGAAUGUUUUAUGGAUAUUCAAAUUCUAUUUUGGUUGUAACAAAUGCUGUAUAUUGUGCUACUCAUAUUUAUAAUACUACAAACUGUAAACAUAUGGUAUGCACCUGGUGUUCUUGUACUAAAGUAGCCAACUAAUCUGUAAGACAUUUGGAAUGUUUUAUGGAUAUUCAAAUUCUAUUUUGGUUGAAACAAAAAAAAAAUCCUGUACCAAUAAGAAAUGUCAACACAAAACAAAAAUCUUCUUUGUCAUAUUGUUUAAGUAAGGAAUAAUUGAUGACAGGCCAAUUCAUUAUUAAAGAAAGAAUGCACACCCUUCGUGUCUGGGCCAUUACACCUCAGGUAUGCAUUAUUUUUUCAAAUAAUCCAAUGGCCUGGAGUCAA
Carassius auratus (goldfish) is the source of this 2003-nucleotide messenger RNA. RefSeq names its product CMP-N-acetylneuraminate-beta-galactosamide-alpha-2,3-sialyltransferase 1-like. Gene Ontology annotation, biological process: sialylation. The coding region runs from base 190 to 1164 and encodes 324 amino acids. Lineage: Eukaryota; Metazoa; Chordata; Actinopteri; Cypriniformes; Cyprinidae. The record is from RefSeq and is a predicted model, not a curated record. The transcript has 8 exons. Gene Ontology annotation, cellular component: membrane. Gene Ontology annotation, molecular function: beta-galactoside (CMP) alpha-2,3-sialyltransferase activity.